Botrytis deweyae is the source of this 360-nucleotide messenger RNA. RefSeq lists its product as uncharacterized. Lineage: Eukaryota; Fungi; Ascomycota; Leotiomycetes; Helotiales; Sclerotiniaceae. The coding region runs from base 1 to 360 and encodes 119 amino acids. The record is from RefSeq and is a predicted model, not a curated record. The transcript has a single exon.
AUGGGUCUCUCCAACAAAGGCGAUAGUAUCGUGGUCUUCACCCUUGUAACAUUCUUCGUCAUUUUCCUUUCCAUCUUCCUAAUCUAUGUUCCCCGCUAUAUCUUUCUUAAGAUCAAAAACCACAAAAAGACACCUAGUCGAACAGAAAUGAAAACUUGGUUUCAAAGAGGAGUUGAAAUUACUGCAUCGAUAGGAAGACGAAACAAAGUGGAGAGAGAUGCAAGAACUGCUCGAUUUGAAGAUAUUGAGAUGGGAGAUAUUUCGGGCGUUACGAGUGCGAAUGUGAGGAGGGGUGCUGUGCUUGUGGCAUUGCCGGAGCAGGCUAGAGUUUCUGGUGAGAGAUUGCCAAAUGUAAUAUAA